This is a messenger RNA of Dermatophagoides pteronyssinus (European house dust mite), 1274 nucleotides long. RefSeq names its product actin-4-like. Lineage: Eukaryota; Metazoa; Arthropoda; Arachnida; Sarcoptiformes; Pyroglyphidae. The record is from RefSeq and is a predicted model, not a curated record.
UUCAGUUUCGUUUCGAAGUUGCCAGCCACGGUCACGUAAAGUGUUUCCAAAAAAUUUUAAAUUGUUUACUUGAUUGAACUAAAGUUCCAGAAAUCACCAAAAACAAAAUGUGUGACGACGAAGUAACCGCAUUGGUUGUUGACAAUGGUUCCGGUAUGUGCAAAGCCGGUUUCGCCGGUGAUGAUGCUCCACGAGCCGUAUUUCCAUCAAUUGUUGGUCGACCAAGACAUCAAGGUGUCAUGGUUGGUAUGGGCAACAAAGAUUCAUACGUUGGUGAUGAAGCCCAAUCAAAAAGAGGUAUCCUUACCUUGAAAUAUCCAAUUGAACACGGUAUCGUAACCAACUGGGAUGAUAUGGAAAAGAUCUGGCAUCAUACCUUCUACAAUGAAUUGCGUAUUGCCCCAGAAGAAAGCCCAGUCUUGUUGACUGAAGCUCCAUUGAAUCCAAAAGCCAACAGAGAAAAGAUGACCCAAAUCAUGUUCGAGACAUUCAACAGCCCAGCCGUCUACAUCGCCAUCCAAGCUGUCUUGUCCUUGUACGCUUCAGGUCGUACCACCGGUAUCGUCUUGGAUUCCGGUGAUGGUGUCACCCACACCGUCCCAAUCUAUGAAGGUUAUGCUCUCCCACACGCUAUCCUUCGUUUGGAUAUGGCUGGUCGAGACUUGACUGAUUACUUGAUGAAAAUCUUGACUGAACGUGGUUAUUCAUUCGUCACCACAGCUGAACGAGAAAUUGUCCGUGACAUCAAGGAAAAACUCUGCUACGUCGCCUUGGACUUCGAUAACGAAAUGGCCACUGCCGCCACAUCCUCGGCUUUGGAAAAAUCAUACGAAUUGCCUGAUGGUCAAGUCAUCUCCAUCGGUUCGGAACGUUUCCGUGCUCCAGAAGCUCUCUUCCAACCAUCGUUCUUGGGUAUGGAAGCUGUCGGUAUCCAUGAAACCUCGUACAACUCAAUCAUGAAGUGCGACAUUGAUAUCCGUAAAGAUUUGUUCGCCAACACAGUCUUGUCCGGUGGUACAACCAUGUACCCAGGUAUUGCUGAUCGUAUGCAAAAGGAAAUCACUGUUGGCCCCAGCCACCAUCAAAAUCAAGAUCAUCGUCCACCAGAACGAAAAUACUCAGUCUGGAUCGGUGGUUCCAUCUUGGCCUCAUUGUCCACCUUCCAACAGAUGUGGAUCUCCAAACAGGAAUACGAUGAAGCCGGCCCAGCCAUUGUCCACAGAAAAUGUUUCUAAACAUUAUACACUAUUCACCAUCAGCCAUUCGAACAUACA